CGGAACUGUCCCAGAGCAUCAUCAAACGGAUGCUCGACAAAUUUGCCUGACACAUCCAUCCCAGGCAGAGUUGGAGAAGAGAUGUGUGCAUUUGUCUCCAGACAUCGCGCCCAAUAACCAAAAUAUUCAGAUUUCUGGAAACGUUUUAUCACGAGCGAAAACAGCCAUGGCAGCGGUGGAUGACAGACAAAUGUGGGAGUGGGACCCAUAUGAAACAUCUCAGAAAAUAGAUUUUAUUUAUCGACCCAGUUCAUCAACACCAGUUUUACCUCCUACAACGACAAGAGCCUAUAGAAACUCCUAUGCUCUAGCAGGUCCUGUGGGCGCCACUGUGUACAAUGAGGACUUCUGUUGGAAGCCAGCCGCUAAACCUGACAGCAUUCGCACAGGAUCAGCCUCUGGGAACAGGAGGAACAACCCACAUCCCAGUCAGUCAUUCAUGGUGUGGCGACUUCCCAAGGGCCUGAAGCAGAGCUCUGCAUGUGGUUGGUCCCCCUGGAAAAGUCCUCCUUUUGAGGAAGAGAUCCGAAACGCUCUGACUGCCCAGUACCGGUCCACCUACCAAACUGACUACCUGGGCAUGCCUCAAGGACUUCAGUUGAACCACCCGAUUCUCGCUCCGCUGAACCACAAACGCCAAGUCCCUCACUGCACGCACACAGAGAUGAGGCACAACUACCGCCAGCCCAGGCAACAGUCUGAACUGCAGGGCAACAUGUCUCGCUACGGCAGUAACGCACUGCACGGCGUGGCCCCCAAGGGUAUAGUUCCUACUGUUGUUCAUGGUCACAUCCACAACCAGGAGAACAGGUCCCAGUUGACCACCUACGACAGACACUUUGGAGGGAAAACGACUGAUGUCUCGGCCGUGCUCCGCUCUCUACAACCCCAAGUGCUCCAGCAGUUCUGCAGACAUCUACCUGACAAAGAUAAGGAGAUUGUGCAGACAUUUUUGCACCGAGCGCCCCCUGUCGGCCAGGUGAAGAGAGGGCCAAAGCCACAUGUCCUCCCUCCUGCGUUGUCCAGGUCAGAGUGGAUGUCUGACUGGCCUGGGCCCCUGUGAUACUUAACUUUCUGUAGCAUCCCCCCACAAUCAUGUGACAACCAGAGGCACAGUCUAGUUAACAAGUGCCUUUGUGGAAUUGUGUGUACGAGUGUUUAUGCUGUGUUUGUGAGUUUUAUUUGCAGUGUUGUAACAUUUCUGAAA
This is a messenger RNA of Coregonus clupeaformis (lake whitefish), 1207 nucleotides long. Its product is annotated as testis-expressed protein 26-like. The record is from RefSeq and is a predicted model, not a curated record. Lineage: Eukaryota; Metazoa; Chordata; Actinopteri; Salmoniformes; Salmonidae. Gene Ontology annotation, cellular component: cytoplasm. The coding region runs from base 167 to 1063 and encodes 298 amino acids. The transcript is spliced from 7 exons.